Messenger RNA from Neodiprion fabricii, 1325 nucleotides. It is a transcript of the gene Phm, whose product is annotated as peptidylglycine alpha-hydroxylating monooxygenase. Bases 128 to 1135 code for a protein of 335 amino acids. Gene Ontology annotation, cellular component: membrane; extracellular region. The record is from RefSeq and is a predicted model, not a curated record. Lineage: Eukaryota; Metazoa; Arthropoda; Insecta; Hymenoptera; Diprionidae. The transcript is spliced from 3 exons. Gene Ontology annotation, molecular function: copper ion binding; oxidoreductase activity, acting on paired donors, with incorporation or reduction of molecular oxygen, reduced ascorbate as one donor, and incorporation of one atom of oxygen. Gene Ontology annotation, biological process: peptide metabolic process.
CCUGACAGGUGUCGAGCUGACAGGUGGCUAGUUCUCAGAAGACCGUGGUUUUCAGUAUUGCUAAUCAGAUCGCGCGGUGCGUUAUACAGGCGAAAUAAUUACCUCCGUGUACCAACAAUUAGUUAAAAUGAAAGGAAAAUACCUGUUCAUAUUAGAGAUAUUGUUUAUAGUGGCUGUUACGUAUUCCCACUCUUAUAAUAUCGAAAGGUAUCCCCUGCUCAUGCCGAAUGUCAGGCCCACCACUCCCGAACUGUAUCUCUGCACUCCGAUCAAAAUAGAUUCAACGAAGAAUUAUUACAUUGUUGGAUUUGAACCUAAUGCUACUAUGGCUACUGCACAUCAUAUGUUACUUUACGGAUGCUCGCAACCAGGCAGUAGCAAACCUGUCUGGAAUUGUGGCGAAAUGGCUCAUGCCUUGGAUACUGGCUCUGAAACUGCAAGCCCAUGCAGUGAAGGAUCCCAGAUAAUUUACGCAUGGGCCAGAGAUGCCCCGAAGUUGAUUCUACCGGACGACGUGGGAUUCAAAGUUGGCGGUACUUCUUCAAUCAAGUAUCUAGUAUUGCAAGUACAUUAUUCACACAUUGAUGAGUUUAAAGAUGGGAGUACCGAUGACUCUGGGAUAUUUUUACACUACACUCUCAAACCGCACAAGAAAUUGGCCGGUGUUUUGCUGUUGGGAACAUCUGGGAAAAUACCUCCGAAAAGUACAGAGUACAUGGAAUCGGCAUGCACUUUGCACGAGGACAAAACUAUUUAUCCAAUCGCGUAUAGAACUCACACUCAUAGUCUGGGUAGAGUAGUCUCGGGUUAUGUAAUUAAACCUGAAAAUGAGUGGUUAGAGUUGGGAAAAAGGGAUCCUUUGAGUCCUCAGAUGUUUUACCCAGUUCAUAAAAAAAUACCAAUUACACGCGGUGACACAUUAGCAGCCAGAUGCACGAUGGAAAGUAAUCGUACUACUUGGACGCAUAUCGGUGCUACUAACGCGGAUGAAAUGUGCAAUUUUUACCUAAUGUACUACGUUAAGGAUGACGAGCCUUUAGAAAUGAAGUAUUGCUUUACCAGCGGCCCACCGACUUACUAUUGGCAAAAUGCUGGUUUGGUUGGCAUCCCUGAACGUGAGGCUUCGACCUUAUAAUGCCUGACAAAAAUUGGAACAGGAGUCAGGUAUAAUGGAAAACUACUGUGGUUCCUUAACGCUUAAUUAUGAUAUAUUAUUCAUGCAUUCUUGGAUUUCAUUUUCAAGGUAUACAUAAUAGGUACAGGUACUUAAUUAAUUACGUGAAAGAAAUGAUAAGAGAAGUCAAGAAUUAAUAUAGAAAAUACGA